Molecule: messenger RNA, 231 nt
Organism: Protopolystoma xenopodis
Lineage: Eukaryota; Metazoa; Platyhelminthes; Monogenea; Polystomatidea; Polystomatidae
Source: the annotation of a GenBank genome assembly
AUGUUGUCUCUCAGGGUCGGCAGUAAUACAAGGACGGAAGCCAAGCCGCAUGAGCAGGAAUGGUACCUGUACAAGCACAUCGAGACUGAGCAGCACGAACUGGCCCACGAAUACGCCGAGCCAGGCUCUAUUCUGCCCGCCUUAUCGGUCAAGUGCAGGGCAGCCCGCCGACCUGCCUACUUCAUAUGGAACAUUUUUCUUGUCACAGUAAGUGUCAUUACUCUGAGCUGA